Molecule: messenger RNA, 5082 nt
Organism: Oncorhynchus nerka (sockeye salmon)
Lineage: Eukaryota; Metazoa; Chordata; Actinopteri; Salmoniformes; Salmonidae
Gene: l2hgdh
Product: L-2-hydroxyglutarate dehydrogenase
Exons: 10
Coding region: 143-1483 (446 amino acids)
Molecular function (GO): (S)-2-hydroxyglutarate dehydrogenase activity
Source: RefSeq, a predicted model, not a curated record
AGCAAGGAAUUUGAUUAUGACUUCCAUAGCAAGAGAUACCUUGUGGACAACUGCUGUUUAAAACAUAUUCACACAAUAUGUGUGCACGGCGAUUGAUGUUACUGUCAAAGCGAGUAUAGGUUGCUAUUCAAUCUCUGUCGAAAUGUUACGGACACUAAACAGCGCGUCAUUUGCUGCCUUACUUGCAACGGUGCCAAAGUCCGCGACAUGCAGAACAGCUAGAAUACACAGUACGUAUGAUGUGGCUGUGGUGGGUGGAGGCAUCGUGGGCCUGGCCUCAGCCAGAGAGCUCAUCCUCAGACACCCCACGCUUAGCUUCAUUCUGCUGGAGAAGGAGAAGGACCUGGCCAUCCACCAAAGCGGCCACAACAGUGGUGUGAUCCACAGUGGGAUUUACUAUACCCCCGGGUCUCUGAAGGCCCGUCUCUGUGGCAAAGGGGCCAGUAUGGCCUAUGAAUACCUGGACAAGAAAGGACUCCCCUAUAAGAGGUGUGGAAAGCUGAUCGUCGCUGUGGAGCGAGAGGAGAUUCCCAGGCUCAAAGCGCUGUACGAGCGAGGACAGAAGAACAACGUGCGUGACCUCACCAUGAUAGACGCCAAGGGGAUCCGAGAGAGAGAGCCAUACUGCAGGGGUCUGAUGGCCCUGGACUCUCCUUACACUGGCAUCGUGGACUGGAGGCUGGUGUCACUGGCAUAUGGCAAGGACUUCCAGGAGGCAGGAGGGACCGUGGUUACUGAAUAUGAGGCUAGUGACAUGGCCAUGGUGAAGGAAAGCCCCGCUGGUAACACGGACGGAAUGAAAUAUCCCAUCGCUAUCAGAGAUUCAAAGGGUACGGAGGUAAGGUGUCGGUAUGUGCUGACCUGUGGUGGUCUGUACUCUGACCGCCUCUCUCAGAUCUCUGGCUGCAGUCCAGACCCUCGCAUUGUCCCCUUCAGAGGAGAUUACCUGGUCCUGAAGCCUGAGAAACACUACCUGGUCCGGGGCAACAUCUACCCCGUUCCUGACCCUAGGUUCCCCUUCCUGGGGGUCCACUUCACCCCGCGGAUGGACGGCAGUGUUUGGCUGGGUCCCAACGCCGUCCUGGCCUUUAAACGAGAGGGGUACAAGCUGUACGACUUCGAUGCCCGGGACUUUGGAGAUGCACUUUCAUUCAGAGGUCUGCAAAAACUGGUGAUGAAUAACCUAGUGUAUGGUGUUGGAGAGAUGUACAGAGGGGUGUUCAUCGGAGCUCAGGUCAAGAUCUUAAAGAGGUUCAUCCCAGAGCUGUCUCUAAGCGACGUACUCAGGGGUCCAGCAGGGGUGAGGGCCCAGGCUCUGGACCGCGAUGGGAACCUGGUAGAUGACUUUGUGUUUGACGUUGGUGUCGGGGAUGUGGGCAGCAGGGUCCUCCAUGUACGCAACGCUCCCUCGCCCGCCGCCACCUCUUCCCUGGCCAUAGCAGAGAUGGUAGCAGACGAGGUGGAGAGACGUUUCAGCCUCUAAAAACUCUAGAGGCACUCUUCGGAUGCUCACCAAAUGGCAUCCUAUUCCCUACUUUUUGAGUUCUGCGCACAACUUUUGACCAGAGCCCACAGGGAAUAGGGUGGCAUUUGGGGCGUACUUACACUUCCCCAGUGGAAGGAAGUAACAACAUUGAUCCAUCUGAUCCAGCUGCAGGUCCAUCUAGUGAAGCGGUGAUGAUGCUGAUCUCAGGUCAGUUCUGCAUUUUCCCCAAUGGUUAGUUUGGAGUGGGGGUGAGUGUAAGCUGAUCCUGGAUCUGCACCAAGGGGAAACUUCACCAGGAAAUGAUCCAUCCAAUCUGUUAACUACUGUUCACUGGUCCAGCAUGUAUCUGCGUCAGCAGAGUGAGGUUACAAAAAUCCGCUAACUUUCCAAAAUUCCCAGUUUUUCCAGAAAUCCAGGUUGGAGGUUUCCAGGAUUAUCUGCUUAGUUCCUCCUUAAUUGCAGGAAUAUUCCAACGGGGAUUUCUGGAAAACUCGGGAGGUUUGUAAAAGUUACUGGAAUUUGCAACCCGACAGCAGAGUGGUCAGGCUAGAAUGGAGUAGACAGAGCAACAUGUACUGAAUGGAAUGCAUGUAAAGUGCAUUCGGAAAAUAUUCAGACUCCUUGAUUUCCCCCACACAUUUUGUUACGUUACAGACUUAUUUUACUCAAUCGACCCACAAUACCUUAUAAUGACUAAACUAAAUCACAUUUUAUAGAUGUUUGCUAAUUUAUUUAAAAUAAAAAAGGCACAGAUCCUGGUAAGUGUACCAAAACAUUUCUGCAGCAAUAAACUCCACCAAUCAGGUAGUGGCCAGAUGGAAGCCACUCUUCAGUAAAAGGCACAUGACAGCCAGCUUGGAGUUUGCCAAAAGGCACUUAAAGACUCAGACCAUGAGAAACAAGAUUAUCUGGUCUGAUGAAACCAAGAUUAAACUCUGUGACCUGAAUGCCAAGCGUCACGUCUGGAGGAAACUUGGUAACAUCCCUACGGUGAAGCAUGGUGGUGGUAACACCCCUACUGUGAAGCAUGGUGGUGGCGGCAUCAGGCUGUGGGGAUGUUUUUCAACGGCAGGGAGUGGGAGACUAGUCAGGCUCGAGGGGAAAGAUGAACGGAGCCAAAUAUAGAGAGAUCCUUGAUGAAAACCUGCUCCAGAGCGCUCAGGGCCUCAGACUGCAUUGUCAUUCUGGGGUAUUGUGUGUAGAUUGAUGGGGGAGAAUUUAAUUUGAAUCAAUUUUAGAAUAAGGCUUUAACGUAAUAACAUGUGAAAAAGUCGGGGGGGGGGGGGGGUUAGAGGGUAAUUGUGGUCUAUAGGAUCCCUUAAGCAAAGGGCCUAGACUAGGUUUGAAUAUUUUCCCAGUAUUUUAAAUGUUCCAUCCCGAGAAUAAAUCACUUUUCUUACCCAGUAUUUCCCAUCAAAACCGUAAUUGUCAUUCAAAAGCAUUAUAAAGCAUAUAAAUAGGGCCAUGUCUGGAUUUGAAUAGAGCUUUGAUAGAAAAUUCAAACCUGGAGCCUCCUGAGUGGCGCAGCGGUCUAAGGUACUGCAUCGCAGUGCUUGAGGCGUCACUACAAACCCUGGUUCGAUCCCAGGCUGUCACAACCGGCCGCAACCAUGAGUCCCAUAGGGCGGCGCACAAUUGGCCCAGCGUCGUCCGGGUUAGGGGAGGGUUUACUUGGCUCAUCGCGAUCUUGCGACUCCUUGUGGUGGGCCAGGUGCCUGCAGGCUGACUUCAGUUGUCAGUUCAAUGGUGUUUCCUCCGACACAUUACUUCCGGGUUAAGCAGACGGGUGUUAUAAGAAGCGCAGCUUGGUGGGUCAUGUUUUCGGAGGACUUACGACUCGACCUUCGCCUCUCCCAAGCUCGUUGGAGAGUUGCAGCGAUGAGACAUGAUCUCAAUUGGGGAGAAAAAUGGGGUAAAAUACAAAAUGAAUAACUAAGACAUUAAGAAAAUUCAAGCCUGGUGCCUGAUUGGUCAAGCCUGGUGCUACCUAAGCCUGAUUGGUCAAGCCUGGUGCUACCUAAGCCUGAUUGGUCCUACAUUAAAGACAUUUUAAUGAGCCCAAUCCCAAAAAAGCCCAAAUAAUUGUGCUGUUUUCCAAUAGAUAUAUCAUAUAGGCUACUGCACAUUACACAUGACAGAAAAACAUAAAUUCCCAUAGAUGGAGCUAUAGAUGAAGCUAGCUAUAUGCUCUCUUGGGUAAAUAAAACUAGCUCCAGUAGGCUAAUCUGUUUUGAGUGUGAACUGUAUUACUGUACUGUAUUAUAUUAUACGGACUAGAAUUACGUACAUCAUUUCUAACCAUGAUAAGCAGGGAGAGAGAACAUGCGUUUCUGGUGCAGCACAUGCGGCCCACAAAGUUACAAAUAUAGGCUAGCGAUUUUGAUUUAUAAUUUUGAAAUAUAAUAGUGCCUAUUUGCUUAAUUAGUAGGCAGACGCAUAUGUAGCUUUUAUAUUUCCCCCUUAUGUCAUUAGCCUACGUCCUCUCUCUAUUGUUGCUUCAUUCCGUACCUGGUUUUCAACAGUUAAAUGAAAUGUUUCGUGUCCUAAAUCAUUCUAAUGACAUCCUUGAAUAAUAUAGGACUAGAAUUCGAUGCAGAAGGCUUUCACUUCUCUUCGCGAAGAUUGAAGGGCUCUGUGUCUGAAUAAAUAACUGCUAUAGUCUACCGCCAUCACUCUUUCAAACGAUGUGGAUGAUAGGUCUACGUGCAUUGUGAACUGCGUUCCAGACUGAGGAGGGCUGCAUGAUGGAUGAAUCAACGAGCCGGGUGGGGACAGAGGCCGCAGAGAAGACACAUUUAGACAUCGCAUAUGAUUUAACAGUUCCAUUUCACCGCAUGCUAUUCAUAUAAAUAAUGUAUUAUAAUUUAUCGGGUUCUCACAGUUAUUUAUCCGGGGGGAAAUGAAUGGUUUUGUCCAGUAAAUCUCAGUAACCGUGUUCCCGCCGUUCAACCCAUGUCCAUGCUACCGAGGACCAGUUUUCCCAGACACAGAUUAAACCUAAUCUUGGACUAAAAAGCUAAUAAAAUGGAGAAUCUCCGUAGAAAUAGCUUUUAUACCGACCCCUUAACGUUUGAAAUGUAGUUGGAUGCACCAAAAAUGAGUUGGUUGCACAGAUGAUGCCAAGAAUUCACCAAGAAUGUUCUAAAUUAAAGACCUGCUCCACUGUGGUCCUGCAUUCUCAUGUGAUCCCUCUCAUUGCUUUGGUUUUGGAUAAUGACAAUGUACAGUAGUGCUAAAAAUAUGUUGGUGUUCUCCACCAUUUCUGCUUUCAGAUUUUUUUUAACGCACUGAUUUUUAGGAUGUUUAAAACCAUUUAUUUUUAUAACAAACUGAAAAUAUUUAUCAAAGUUUUGCGGUAAGAAUACUGCCAUUUUUCAUUUUGCCGCAGUCACGUUCUUUGACAGUGAUUGUUUUUGAAAAACGGUGUGAUUUUUGUUAGCCUGUUUACUGAGAUGAUAUGAAACGGUUUAAUAAAUUUGUCUACGAAUUAUAAUUCUCUCAUUUUGAGGUGUGUGAUGUGUGAGGUGUACAACUCCAGAGACAAAAGUUUAUUCCAGAAAUUCGAUGAAUUUUAAAUAAAUGACUUUUCCCAUUUA